CGACAACACUCCUCCACCACUAUUUUUGCCCUCGCCCUCUGCGGCGACCACGCUCAUCCACCCCCCCUCUUACGCCAGUCACCGCGCAAGUUGCCGUCAAACCCACGUCCUAGCCUGCCUCGCCUUUCGGGCCUUGUCAACAUGACGGCGCCCUCGGUCACCCUUAAUCGGUAGCUUGCCCCUCGGACAUCACCUCGACGUCGACGCCUCGGCCUCCCCCCAACCGUCGCCAUGGGUCAAGGUUUCUCCCUCGCGACGCCGUCAGCCGGAUCGGCCGGCAUAGAUAUUGCGCAGCUACAGGACGUGCAGUACGAGCGGAGCAUCGGUAACGCGCGUUUCAUGAAGAGCAUUCGUGGCCGUCACGAGAACGGUGUUGUGCUCGUGAAGGUCCUCGUCAAGCCCUACGCGGAGGUCAAGCUCGACGAAUACAAAAAGCUGCUCAUACGUGAGCUGCCGCCCAUCUUCCUCCAUCGUGGCUCGAAACGCCCGACUGACAUGCCGUAGAACAGCGCAAGGCUUUGGCUACCGUCCCCAACGCUCUAGGGUUUCAGAGGAUCAUCGAGACGGAGACGAACGGAUACCUCGUCCGCCAAUUUCAGUACAGCUCAUUGUACGAUAGGCUGAGCACCCGACCCUUCCUCGAAGACAUAGAGAAGAAAUGGUUGGCGUUUCAGCUGCUCUGCGCCCUGCGCGACUGCCACGCCCGCGACAUCUUCCAUGGCGACAUCAAGGCCCAAAACGUGCUCGUCACGUCCUGGAACUGGUUGUAUCUGACCGACUUCUCCGCUCCAUAUAAGCCGGUGCUGUUGCCCGACGACAAUCCCGGCGACUUCUCCUACUUCUUCGACACGUCCGGCCGCAGAACCUGCUACAUCGCCCCCGAACGCUUCUAUGCUGCUGGCGAUGUGCCACCUCGCAAGGCUAAGAUGACGUGGGCCAUGGACAUCUUCAGCGCCGGCUGUGUCAUCGCACAAAUGUUUCUCGAGUCGGAAAUAUUCAGCCUCGCCCAGCUGUACAAGUAUCGCCGGGGUGAAUACGACCCUGUCAUUACCCACCUGAGCGUCAUCUCAGACAAGGACGUCCGCGACUUGAUAGCUCACAUGAUACAACUUGACCCGGAGAAGCGCUACUCCGCCGACCAGUACUUGGAGUUUUGGAAAGGCAAGGUUUUUCCUACGUACUUCUACAGCUUCUUGCACCAGUACAUGGAGUUGAUCACCGACCCGUCGUCUGGCAAUAACCCCAUGUCCGGGUCGCAGAAGAACAUGGGCGAGUCUGAUGACCGCAUAGACCGUGUCUACUAUGAUUUCGACAAAAUCUCUUACUUUCUUGGGUAUCAGCCCGAGAAGCGACUAUCUGGUGCUAUGCCGGCGUCGUCACGCCUAGGCCUGGGCCACUUCCCCGUUCGUCUGAGCAUACCAAAUCACGAGCACUCGGUUUCCGCGGAUUUGGAGCCGCCAGAAGACGACGGAACGCUGAUAUUUCUGACACUCAUCGUGUCUUCGAUGAGGACGACUGCGCGCGCCUCUUCGCGCGUGCGGGCGUGUGACGUCCUUCUGGCUUUCGCCGAGAGACUCACUGACGAGGCCAAGCUGGACAGGGUCUUACCUUAUCUCAUGACACUUUUGCGCAAAGAGGAGACGGACAUUGUCAUCGUGUCCGCGAUUCGUACUAUUACGCAGCUUCUCCAGCUUGUGCGCGCGCCGACGCCCAUCAACUCUCGUGUCCUGGUUGAGUACGUCUUGCCGCGCAUGGAAAUUGCGCUGGGCUCGCGACAACGGAUCGCUAGCCCUUUGGUCAGAGCGACAUAUGCCUCAUGUUUGGGCAGCUUAGCGUCGACAGGGCAGCGCUUCUUGGAAAUCGCGUCCAGCCUUAGGGCCGACGGCUCGAUGCCAAUGACGGACCCCGAGGUCGAACCAGGGGCCGAGGCCGAGACCAACUUUGAGAGCGUCUUCGAUAGUGCUGGUAGAGAACUUUUCGACAUUCUAGAGGGCCAUACGAAGCAACUGGUGGAAGACCCCAACGUGGACGUUCGCCGCGCGUUCCUGGCAUCCGUCCCAGAGCUCUGCAUGUUCUUCCAGGAGCACUCGAAUGACAUACUCCUUACUCACCUCAACACUUACCUCAAUGACCGCGACUGGACAUUAAAGUGCGCUUACUUCGACACCAUUGUCGGCAUCGCGGCGUUCAUUGGCAGCACGAGCCUAGAGGAGUUUAUGCUUCCCCUCAUGGUUCAAGCGCUGGCCGACUCGGAAGAGUUCGUGGUGCAGGCAGCGUUGCACUCGCUGGCGCAGCUCGCGGGGCUGGGCCUGCUAUCGAAGCCCAAGAUAUGGGAGCUGGUUGAUCUUAUCGGCAGAUUCACUAUGCAUCCCAACAUAUGGGUCCGCGAAUCGGCGGCAGAGUUCCUGGCCAUGUCGGCAAGAUUUCUAGCGCUCGCGGAUGUUCGUUGCAUACUGAUGCCUCUGGUGAAGCCAUAUCUCAAAGUUGACAUGUUGCCCGAAUUCGGUGAGCUCCAUGUGUUGGAUGCUCUCAAGAAACCCAUCUCUAGGGCCGUCUUUGAGCAGGCCAUCACCUGGGCCACCCAAGCCGAUCGAGGUGUAUUUUGGAAGCCGCUGCAGAAGCUCCGGUCGCUGACCCUCGCCUCUUCAUUGACCGUAGCUGGUCGAUCGUCAAAGGACCUUAGCGCAACGUCACUGAGCAAGAUUGCCCGGAACGAGGAGGAUGAACAAUGGCUUGAUAAACUGAGGAAUCUAGGUCUCAAGCAGGAAGACGAGCUAAAGCUCCUGGCUCUCCGAGAGUUUAUCUGGCGCCUGAGCAAACAAAAGGUACGGGAUUCAUCAUCGGGAGAGCCAGCAAGCUCGAAUGGUUUCGUUUCGUUGAAGAGCCUCGGCGUGACGCCGCAAACCGUCUUCUUCAAUGACGCGCCUCUGCGAGAUCCGUCGGUCGAACCGGACCUGGACUCUCCAUCAGGACCCUACACUAUUGCGGACGCGCUACUUGACGCUUCCAUGACGAUCGACGAGACUCUUAGCAAGAGGAGGAGGACUGCGCUGAACAAGCAAAUGGGUCGAGUGCAAAGUGUCGGCCCUCGGCCAACGCCGGCCUCGCGGCGCCUCUUGUCGCCUGACGGCAGCGAACGGGCCAGCUCGCUGCAUUCCGGGAGGGGCUCAUCAAUUGGCCGUGGCGUGGGCAAUGAUGAACCGUCUCUCCAGGACGGUUCCUAUUCCUCUAGGAGAGCGAUACGGCAUCAAGCGAGUGCCUUGAGUCUUCUAGAUCGCAAAGAUGGGAGCAAGACUGUUGCAGAAACAGGAACUAGCGAUACCAAUGCGUUUGGGGAAGUUGAAGGCCCCUUUGUACAAAACCCAUCUGCGCCGUCGGGCCCUUCGCGGGGAGAGGAAGAGAGACGAGCGCCGCCCAAGUCAACGAGGCACACGUAUGAAGGCACCGACCCGAACAUUCAACGCAUGCUGGACAGGAUGUAUGUCGACAACUUCCCCCGCGAUGUCUUGGACUUCGGACCAAUGGUGCAGCCUAUUACUAGUGGCAAGAACCGGGUCGUCAACAUGCAGCCAACAGAGGCUCAAUGGAGGCCAGGAGGUCACCUUGUGGCAACUUUUGGAGAGCACAAAGGCCCGGUAAACCGAGUCGCUGCAUCUCCCGACCAUGUCUUCUUCGUCACAGGCGGAAGCGACGGCACGGUCAAGGUCUGGGACACGGCAAGGCUCGAGCGCAACAUAACUCACCGUUCCAGGCAGACACACAAGCACGCCGACGAGGCCCGAGUGCUGGCCCUCUGCUUCGUGGAGGACUCGCACUGCUUUGUGAGCUGUGCCAGCGACGGGAGUAUACACGUGGUCAAGGUAGACACAGUCACCGCCAGCGGCGUCAUUAGGUACGGCAAGCUUCGCGUCGUGCGCGAGUACUUGUUGCCGGAAGGCGAGUUUGCAGUAUGGUGCGAGCACUUUAGGCAAGAAACCUCGUCCGUCCUCGUUGUCGCCACGAACCGAUCCAGGAUCCUGGGCAUCGACCUUAGGACGAUGGCUGUCCUGUACGAGCUGGAGAAUCCGGUCCACCACGGGACCCCGACCUGUUUUUGCAUUGAUAGGAAACGCAACUGGCUCUGCCUGGGCACAUCACACGGCGUCGUCGAUCUGUGGGAUCUUCGGUUCAAGAUGAGGCUCAAAGGAUGGGGUGUUCCGGGCAAAAGCUCCAUCUACCGCAUGUACAUCCAUCCGACCAAGGGACGCGGCAAAUGGGUGUGCAUAGCUGGCGGUACCGGACAAGGAGAGGUGACGGUGUGGGAUCUGGAGAAGACGACCUGCCGAGAAAUCUACCGGACCAGCGGGGCCAAAGACGGCCCAAAGGGCUACAGCGCGUGGGACGUGGACGAGGAUAAGCCCGAGGGCAUGCUGGGCAGGUUCGCCACGAACCUGGAGAACAGCGACGUGGCCAACGUGGAUCGCGGGGUGAGGGCGAUGGUGAUAGGCACUGGAUCGGUCGAGGAUUCCCGCGAGGUGCGUCACGCCUACAUCGUGACGGGAGGCUCAGACAAGAAGCUGCGGUUCUGGGACAUGAGCCGCAUCGAGAACUCAAGCGUCUACAGCGGCCUGCAGCCCGAGGAGGCGCAACCCACCUACACAGCUACCACCCCCUCGACGGGCGUGAUGCUCAACACGGAAAAGGCUCCGCGUCAUGCCGGGCAGGGAGCCAGCGGAGGCAACGGAACGGCAGGCAAGGGGAGGAGCGCAGGUGGUGGGCGCCCGCCGCGGUCGACGGUGAUUUCGAUGCAGCAGCAGCAGCUCCUGCAGUCGCACCUGGACGCGGUUUUGGACAUGGCGGUGUUGGAGUAUCCGUAUACGAUGAGCGUGUCGACGGACCGGUCGGGUGCGGUCUUUGUCUUUCAGUAGGCCUGGGAGGCUGUGGAGUCCGACACGGAAGAUGGGAAUGAGUCCGAUGGGGAGCUUGUGAGCGGCAGCAUGACGGAAUCGCAGAUGCUGGAGCAGUGAUGAGCGUGCUGGCCGGCUGUUAGACUUGGAGUUUGGAGUAAUACCCGCAGCGUAGAUGAGCUUCCCUUGGCUCGUUCGUUCGACUAUGACAGCUGAGCUGUUGCUCGCUGAACAAGGCGCUGUGCCACAAUUGAACUCGGCAUCAUGGCCA
Messenger RNA from Purpureocillium takamizusanense, 5157 nucleotides. RefSeq names its product Non-specific serine/threonine protein kinase (gene VPS15). The coding region runs from base 927 to 4907 and encodes 1326 amino acids. Gene Ontology annotation, biological process: late endosome to vacuole transport; macroautophagy; protein targeting to vacuole. The record is from RefSeq and is a predicted model, not a curated record. Gene Ontology annotation, cellular component: phosphatidylinositol 3-kinase complex, class III, type II; nucleus-vacuole junction; late endosome. Gene Ontology annotation, molecular function: protein serine/threonine kinase activity; protein binding; ATP binding. NCBI's taxonomy places the organism in Eukaryota, Fungi, Ascomycota, Sordariomycetes, Hypocreales, Ophiocordycipitaceae. The transcript has a single exon.